Messenger RNA from Achroia grisella, 1464 nucleotides. Its product is annotated as metallophosphoesterase 1-like. NCBI's taxonomy places the organism in Eukaryota, Metazoa, Arthropoda, Insecta, Lepidoptera, Pyralidae. The record is from RefSeq and is a predicted model, not a curated record. The transcript is spliced from 7 exons. The coding region runs from base 32 to 1159 and encodes 375 amino acids. Gene Ontology annotation, molecular function: hydrolase activity. Gene Ontology annotation, biological process: GPI anchor biosynthetic process.
UAUUCUUGAUUCAUUUUUAAUUUAUCAAAUUAUGAAUAAUUUCAAUAAAAGAAUUAUACUUCUAGUAUUGGGUGUAAUAUUGACUAUCGUUUAUUGCGAGUUUCUCAUUUAUUAUAUAGUUAUAUCACAGUGCAGCUGGCUUACUCCAGAAAAAAUAGCUGAUCAAUCCGAUGUACUGAAAACUUUGAUAUUAACCGACACUCACUUGUUGGGCCCUCGGAAUAGCUUUUGGAUAGACAGAUGGAGACGCGAAUGGCAAAUGCAUCAGGCGUUUAAAGCUAUAAUUUCCGUACACAACCCUGAAGUAAUUUUUGUCCUAGGAGAUCUUUUUGAUGAAGGAGAAUUUAGCAAUGAUGAACAAUUCAGUCAAUAUGUUCAUCGAUUUUAUGCGACAUUUAAUGUUCCGAGUCAUAUAAAAAUGUAUAUUAUAGUUGGCAAUCAUGAUAUAGGAUUUCACAAUAAUAUUAAACGUGGAUCUGCUGAGAGAUUCAUUAAAUUCCUGAAUUCUCCUUCUGUUCGAUUCCUGACUUUGAAAAAUAACCAUUUCAUACUUAUAAACUCCAUGGCAAUGGAAGGAGAUUCAUGCCGACUUUGUACAGAGGCUAGACGCAGUAUUAAUAAUAUUUCAGAAACAUUGAAAUGUUCUCAAAACUCUAGCCGGUGCAGCAAUCCAGACUUCAAAUAUAGUUACAGUAGACCUAUACUAUUGCAGCAUUUUCCCUUAUACAGAUUGUCAGAUGGAGUUUGCUCUGAGCCUGAUGCGCCACCAUAUACAGAACUAUACAUACCCUUUAGACUGAAAGUUGAUGCACUGUCUAAGGAAGCAACAGAAGAUCUUGUUUUCAAGUUAAAACCCAGAGUAGCAUUUGAUGGACACACUCAUUAUGGUUGCCAACUACAUCACUCUUACCACAACAAUGAUCAGAAUAUAGAGUUUUUCGAAUAUACGGUACCAUCAUUUUCAUGGAGAAAUAUCAUGGAACCAAAAUAUAUGCUGGUAACAUUUACACCGAAUUCAUAUGCAGUGAACAAGUGCAGUCUACCUCGAGAAACAACAAUAGCUAUUACAGCCGUGAUUAUAUUUUCAAUAACAUUAUUUUUAACAUGUCGUAAAAGGUUAAUUGGUAGAAGAAUAGGAAAGUAUUCUUUUAUUAGUUAAUUUGUUGAAUAGAUAAGUUGAUAUUGUUGUACAUAAUGUUAAAUAUGUAAUAUAACAUAUUAUUAUUGAAUAUUUGUAACUAGAACUACUUUUAUCUAAUAUCCAACUGUGAUCUAUUUUUGUAAAUAUAGACAUUAAAAUAUGCAUAGGUAAAUGGGGAACCUUCAAUUUAUGUACAUUACUAACAUAAGCCUUAUUUAAUCCGUUAUAUGUAACAUGUAAUAUAAAUGUAAUACAAUAAUAAUUGUAGGCAUAUAUAAUUACAUUUACGAUUGUUGUAUACUACUUAGAGCAAUCCGUUUCAA